Messenger RNA from Hansenula anomala, 1017 nucleotides. RefSeq lists its product as uncharacterized. The record is from RefSeq and is a predicted model, not a curated record. NCBI's taxonomy places the organism in Eukaryota, Fungi, Ascomycota, Saccharomycetes, Phaffomycetales, Wickerhamomycetaceae. The transcript has a single exon. Bases 1 to 1017 code for a protein of 338 amino acids.
AUGGUGUCAGAUAGACGAGGUUCAAAUCAAUCGGCUGACUUUGAUCAAAGAAAAGCUAUAAUAGUUGGUGAACUUUUACUAGAUGCCUCUGCAGAACCGAUUAUCAACUCACUAAGAAUCAAAAGAUAUCUUGAAUUGAUGUUUGAAGAAUAUGGAAUGGAUGAUCUAGAAUUGUAUUUUACAUGUCCAGAACAAUAUAAAGAUCAAUGGGGAAUUGAGCUGUUCAAGUUCAAAAUUAGCUCCCUAAACUACCUUUUGAGUGAUGUUAUGGAUUACUGUACUCCAAAGAAACAGAAGAAUAAGAAUCACAAAUCAGACAAAUUGAGAGGUGUUAUAGUUGAUGUUGAUAAAAAGUUACAUGCUCUGAAUAUUAAUAGUCUAUGUUCAAUUGAUCAACUAGAUUCAUCCAAAGAAAAGUUUUCCAAGAUUCUACGAGAUCUAUGUUACCAUUUGGAUAAGAAAAGCAGAGAAUAUUAUAAGGGAACUUUGGAUUUCAUUAGUUGUAACACAAAUUUGAAAAUCGUUGAUUCAUCAGAAUUCAAGAGCUUGAACUUUGAAGAGGAGGAGCUUGACCCUGGUUUCGAUUCCACAGACAAAAAUUACAAGUUAUCAACUAAUGAGUCCAUUGAUAAUCAUCAAGAAACCACGCCGAGAGUAAUAUCAUCUGAUUUUUUACAAGGUCAAACAGAAAUUGAUGAAUUGAUUGAUUAUAAUCAAACGUCUCCACCUGAAACUCAAUAUCUCCAUAAUCCAAACAUAAUUUUCUAUGGUGAUCAAGAGAUUCCCAAUUUAGGACGUGGACCUUUCCCCAAUAGUUAUGUUUGUGAUAUCAAUGGUGGGUAUUACUUGGUAGCUGUUAACCCAUCAACUGGCCAAUUGGUUGAUUUUUUGGAUCCAGCAACAGGUGCAUCGUUAUAUGAUCAACAACAAAUCAGAUCAACUCCACAGUUCUACAAUCAAAUACAACCAAUCACAAAUAACAACUAUAAUCAAAUUUAUACUAAUUAUAAUCAAUAA